This is a messenger RNA of Lates calcarifer (barramundi perch), 1127 nucleotides long. It is a transcript of the gene nsmce1, whose product is annotated as NSE1 homolog, SMC5-SMC6 complex component. Gene Ontology annotation, molecular function: ubiquitin-protein transferase activity. Gene Ontology annotation, cellular component: nucleus; Smc5-Smc6 complex. The record is from RefSeq and is a predicted model, not a curated record. The coding region runs from base 31 to 1011 and encodes 326 amino acids. NCBI's taxonomy places the organism in Eukaryota, Metazoa, Chordata, Actinopteri, Centropomidae. Gene Ontology annotation, biological process: DNA damage tolerance; double-strand break repair via homologous recombination. The transcript has 9 exons.
CCAGGACUGAUAUUAUACACGGCAUCAACGAUGUCAUCAGUUACUAUACACUGCUUUGAGUUUUUAAAGAAAUAUCGUUGUUUACUAUACUCUCCCAUAGACUGUAAAUACCGUGUACCCUCCGCAGCGCCACAUGUAGAUCUCCUCCAGGUGGCGGUAAUUCACCCUACAUUACAAACUACCGGAAGUCUAAAAAGAGCAGAAGAAGGAAGAGGAGGGGGAAAUAGCAGGAAGGCGCGGAGUGUUUCAGACGAGCUGUCCAGAGACAUGUCACAACAGAUGGGAGACAGCCAUCGAAGGUUUCUACAAACCAUGAUGGCCAAUGGCAUCGUUGACGAACAAGGAGCAAGGGCUCUUUAUCAGCAUUGCUGUGAAACACACAGCACACAGUGCACCCCUGACAAAUUGGAUGAUUUCAUUGAUACCAUCAACUCAAGGCUGCAGCCCAUGUUCAUGCAGAUUAGAAAAGGGAUGUCUGAGGACAACGGUCAGCAAUACUAUGCCUUGGUGAACAUGGCUGAGACCAAUGUCACCAGAAUGUCAUCAGAUUAUGCCGACAACGAGUUGGAGCUGUUCAGGAAAACGAUGGACCUGAUUGUGGGCUCUGAGAAUGGCAAGGCCUCCUCCACUGACAUCCUGAACAGCACUGACACCAUGACCGCCAAAAAGCUGAAGAAGAGCGAGACCGAGCACCUCUUGAACCGAUUUGUGAAUGACAAAUGGCUUAAUGAGAAACGGGGUGAGUACACCCUGUCCACCAGAUGUAUUAUAGAGAUGGAACCAUACAUCCGUGCAAUGUAUCAAGACCAGGUCAAAGUGUGCCACAUCUGUCGCAACAUCGCUUUCCAGUGCCAAAUUUGUGAAAAUCCUGCAUGUGGAAUAAAGAUACACAACCCAUGUGUGGCCAGAUACUUUAAAGGAAGAUCAGAGCCACGGUGUCCGGCUUGUGAUGACUUUUGGCCCCAUGAAAUCCCUGAAGUCAGACGGCCCCAGUCACGGUCCAGGAGAUGAGGACUCAAGCAAAUUGUUUAUGACUGUAACUGAACUGCCUGAAAUGGCUGUAACGUGAGACUGCAUGGCACGAGCCUGAGACACCGCCACGACAAACACCCUCAUGUACAGAAUGA